Messenger RNA from Pogonomyrmex barbatus (red harvester ant), 1116 nucleotides. RefSeq names its product DNA-directed RNA polymerases I, II, and III subunit Rpb5 (gene Rpb5). Gene Ontology annotation, cellular component: RNA polymerase III complex; RNA polymerase I complex; RNA polymerase II, core complex. The record is from RefSeq and is a predicted model, not a curated record. Gene Ontology annotation, biological process: transcription elongation by RNA polymerase I; transcription by RNA polymerase II; tRNA transcription by RNA polymerase III. Lineage: Eukaryota; Metazoa; Arthropoda; Insecta; Hymenoptera; Formicidae. Gene Ontology annotation, molecular function: DNA binding.
CCAGUGAUUCGCUACAGCGACCAGAGAGAAGCCUGAAAGUGGCCAUCCUGACCAUGAUACAAAAAAAUCAUGAUACAUGAUCUGUAAAGAAGCUGUUAACCUGUUUGAUUUGUCGGAGUUGUACAACGUGGGAGAGUCAAAGUUUUUAUUUGCGAAUUUUAUUAUUUAUAGAAAAGAAGUUUUUAACUCGAAAGCUUUCUUCGAGUUUUAGUAUCAAAUAUGGAUGACGAGGACGAAACAUACAAAUUGUGGCGCAUCAGAAAAACUGUGAUGCAAUUAUGUCACGAUAGAGGUUACCUCGUCACGCAGGACGAGUUGGAUCAAACGUUAGAACUGUUCAAGGAACAGUUCGGUGACAAGCCCAGCGAGAAAAGACCGGCCCGAGGUGAUCUUAUUGUUCUUGUGGCUCAUAACGAUGAUCCUACCGAUCAGUUGUUUGUCUUUUUCCCCGACGAGCCAAAAAUUGGCAUCAAAACUAUCAAGACAUAUUGUCAGCGCAUGCAGGAAGAAAAGAUCCACAGAGCAAUCAUUGUUGUUCAACAAGGCAUGACACCGUCAGCUAAACAAUCGCUGGUGGAUAUGGCACCAAAAUACAUAUUAGAACAGUUUUUAGAAUCCGAAUUACUAAUAAAUAUCACCGAACAUGAAUUGGUACCCGAGCACAUUGUUCUAACUCCAGAUGAGAAAGAAGAACUACUAACCAGAUACAAACUAAAGGAAAAUCAACUAAUGCGAAUACAAGCUGGCGAUCCAGUAGCACGAUAUUUUGGUUUAAAACGUGGUCAAGUCGUUAAGAUAAUUAGACCAUCGGAAACUGCGGGAAGAUAUAUAUCGUACAGACUAGUUUGUUAAAGAGGGAAAAGAAAGGCAUCUAAAAUAAAUCACGAAAGUCUUAUAGAUUAGAAUGAAACAUUACUUAUUAAGUUGUAAAAAAGAAACACUACAGUUCGAAAUAUGUCAUUUAUUAUAGCAGCAUUUUAUAUAAUUAUAUAAUAUGGUGCAUCGUCCCUUGUAUCUGUAUUGUACCAUCGCUUUAAUAAUAACUGCAAUUGUACAUUAUUAUGCUAUGUAAGAAAACAUCUGUCACACCGAAUGUUGAACAUCAUACAAUCAGCA